AUGUUGUUUUCGCCGGCGAAGAUGUGUAUUGUGUUAUUGCUUCUGGUGCUGUGCGGACCGGCAACAGGUGCCGCCGCCCAGGUUGACGUGCACGUUGUCAACCUCACCGUUGUGGCCGUCGGGUGGCCGAGAACAGUCGAAGAACUGUCGCAUUAUACGAAAACUGUGACGUCUGUUGUCUGCGGCCCACUGGCCAGCGCCGCCGCCGCCGCCAACCGAACUCCAAUCCCGUGCGGCGGCCUACUGGCGCCAGUAGGUGAAGAACAACUUUCAGUGCAGGUGUCUGCGUCGACGGCCUCCCCGGGGAAUGCAUUUCUGGUGCGCCGCACAUUCUGGGACUGGGCGCAAACCAGUGCCCCCGCCAUGCUGGAGGCCCUCACCAAUGCCGUGUCCGCCGUUGCACCGACGCCACUGUCGACGCUCUCGAAGGUGGCCGGGGUUUACACGGUGCCGUGCCGCAGCAACGCUGGCUCGGCGGUUCUCCCACUGUGUGAGACCACGAACAACUGCCUGACGUCCAUUAUCGUGGAUGGGUUGGAGGAGGAUGUGAGUAGCGUGUUCUGCGGCUACGUCCCCAGCCCAUGCGGCUCUUACAUCGCGGCGAAAAUGCUCUCUUCAGACCAGGUGCUGGUGAACAUCACCAAUCUUCCGAACACACUCGAAGUGGCCCUUCUGUUCAUGGAUCAGGUGCGCAGCUCUGUUCUGCACGCCAGUCGCAUUCAACUCUACUCGGAUGGCCAGUUGGCGCUAAUUUACGCUACAGACGAGAAUGAAUUGUACGAUAAAGGCAUCAAGGUGCUGCCGCAGUGCGGUGUCGAGACGGCGCUGUGGAUGCUCUCGUUUAUUGCCCUUAUUCCCAUACUGUUUCUUCUAUUCUGCUACCUUUGGUGCAUGGGGCGUCAUCACGCAAAGAAGUUGGAGCGGAAGGCCAUCGUUGAGGAUGAACUGCGGGCUCAGGGCAUGAGCGACGCUCAGGGGGCGGCGGGGAGUGCGCCGGGCGCACAGCGAUUCGCGACCUACGCCAGUGACUACCCACAAGAAAUGUCUGCAAGCCAGGUGAGGCCAGAGCAACAGCAAACGGAUGCGUAUGGAGGCUACAACCAGUUCGUCGCUGGGGAGAACUUUGCGUACCCGCAGGAAGUCGCUGAUGACGCGCAACGAGAAGGCGAUGCGGUAAAUGACGUGUAUGCACAGCAGGCGUACAAUGAAGUGGAGGAAGCCGCAUUUGGCGACGAGUACGUGGAGCCCAGUCUCGCAGCGACUUAUCAAGACGGUGGGAUGCGUGUUGAGGAGAGUCAGAGUCAUGCGCCCACGCGGUUCUCAAGUGAGGAGGAGUCCAGGCCGGUAGAGAAGGCGGGGUAUGAGGGGAGCGGGCGGGGCACGGCAUCACUGCGUGGCCGCACCUCCGCCCAAGUUGCCCCUGCCCACCGCCAAGCCCCCUUUUCUGUUUUGUUGUACUGUAGGCGGUGGUCGUGGGAGCAGCGUCUGGCCGGACAGCGCACGGCUUCCCCUGUUGAACUGCCAGCCCACCGAUGCUGCCUGUCCGGCUGUGGCCGGCGGCUUCCUCUCUUCCCUCCGCCGCUGACGUCUCUUCUCUUGAAUUUGCUCGUCUCAAGGCAAACACACAGCCGCGAAUAA
Trypanosoma conorhini is the source of this 1638-nucleotide messenger RNA. RefSeq lists its product as uncharacterized. The coding region runs from base 1 to 1638 and encodes 545 amino acids. NCBI's taxonomy places the organism in Eukaryota, Euglenozoa, Kinetoplastea, Trypanosomatida, Trypanosomatidae. The transcript has a single exon. The record is from RefSeq and is a predicted model, not a curated record.